AAUUAUUUUCAGGUACAUCAACUUCAGUCUAAAGUCGACAGUAAGACUGAAACUAUCGUGAGAUUAGGCAAAGAUCUCGAAACCUUACAAGAUGAAAAUCGCAUGAUCAAAGCCAGAUCACUCACUUUGGAAAGGAACCUGGAACGGGUAGAAAUGGAAGUGCACAAGUAUGCUGCUAAUGAGAUUGAUAUCAAGACUAGCUUCAAGUUGGAAAAGCAGAAACUUAUGGACGAGAUUGAGACCCUUCGAAAAGACUUAUCCGCUGCGCAAACGGAAAACGCUGAAUUGAAAGCGGAGAAGAUUGAUCUUCAGAAAGACUGCAAGCUUUUUAGGCAGAGAAUAGCCAAGUUCGAGGUUCACUUUUAUUCCAUUCCUUUAACUAAAUCCCUCUCCAACAUUGCCAAUUUGGAAAGUCCAUGCACUUCAAAAGAGGACACCACAUCUCUCCGUGGGAAGAGUUCUGAAGAUACCGGAGCUGAUGGAUUGGGAAAGUACGAAAAGUUGUAUAAAGAAAGCCCAGGAAGUUUCCGCUCCUUAUUCGAAUCUGUCCAAAACUCUCAUAUCACUGUUCACAUGGGACUAAUGGGCUGCUUUCAGUUCAAACAGAUCGAAACGGAUCUACACACGGUACUGGGAAUAAAGGAAGAACUUGUUAUGGAACGUGAUGCAUUAGUGAAGAAAGUGGAGCGCUUAAGUACAGAAAUGUCAUUUCUGUUGAAUGGGGAUCCACGACGUGUAGCUGAAGACCUGGACACUUUAGUAGCUGAAAACCGUUUUCUAAAAGCACGACUUGAUUCUGCAAAUGAGGAAAGUGAAACAAUGAAGGCUACCUUAUCAAAGUACCGAGCAAUGACUGAAUCUCGGCCAUCGACGGCGAAUCCAACGGUCAGUCAAGAUUCUUCCCUCGGAGAGAAAAGUAGUGUGGCUGUCGUCAAUAUGAAACAAAUACGUGAACUGCUUUCAUCACACGCGAUCAAACUUGACGACAAUGAUUACAAAGCUAUCACAGCCAUUUUGCUCGAUUUGUGCAAUGACAAGCAAAUGGCCCUGACGCAUCUACGUAGAGCUAAUAAAGUUCUCGGCAAUCGAGUAAAUGAAGUAGAAAGUCACUUAGCCGUUCUAGAAGCGAAAUCAAGGAGUACAAGUCCUAACAAACCGUCAUAG
Messenger RNA from Haemonchus placei, 1164 nucleotides. NCBI's taxonomy places the organism in Eukaryota, Metazoa, Nematoda, Chromadorea, Rhabditida, Trichostrongylidae. The record is from the annotation of a GenBank genome assembly.